CAAAGGACGGCACUCUGAACCUCUGCCCUGUGACUUCCUGGUCUUCCUCUCUUAUAAAUACAAGGGCAGAGCUGGGAUCCCAGAGAGUCAGAGAGCAAGAGAGCCAGGAGUCCUCAGACCAGCUCUGCCUGCUAUCGGGAAGAUGAAGAUCUUCGCGGCUGCCCUCCCCUUCCUCAUUCUUGCUACUGCCCUUGGAUCCCAGGUCGAGGUCGUUCAUGAACCCAUGAUGGCAAAAAUUCAGCAUGAACCAUUCAUACAUACGGAAGGUAAAGCAGGCUUUCACCGUCCCUCUGACUGCUGCCCCGACUUAAAACAACGAAAAAUUCGAUGUGCAAACAUGAAAGAUUUUUUUGUAACCAGUAGUGCAUGCUCCCGGCCAGCUGUCAUGUCGCAGGAGGCUUGUGUCCUCAUUCGGAUUCUGCAGGGCAUCAGUUUCCUCACCAAAAAGGAGCGGCUUGUCUGUGCUGACCCUUUUGAUUUGCAAGUUCAGAAUUGCAUGAGGUCCCUAAAGAUGAAUCACGUGGAUGUGAGAAAGAGGAGGCUUGCUUGAGAAGGGAUGCUAGGUGCCAGCCACCCCACCUCCACUUGUCUUGUCCCAACGCCCUCCUGGGAUUUUCUUGGCCUGAAUUAUUUUUCAAAAAGCAACAACUACUGUUCUUUUUGUUCUGGUUAUAAAAGCAAUGCAUUAAUAAAGAGUAUCCAAUGUAACUUUUCUUGAACUUUAAGAGGAAAAAGAAACUAUAGGAAUUGCU
This is a messenger RNA of Ailuropoda melanoleuca (giant panda), 752 nucleotides long. Its product is annotated as C-C motif chemokine 14. Gene Ontology annotation, biological process: chemokine-mediated signaling pathway; cell chemotaxis; positive regulation of cell migration. NCBI's taxonomy places the organism in Eukaryota, Metazoa, Chordata, Mammalia, Carnivora, Ursidae. The coding region runs from base 143 to 550 and encodes 135 amino acids. The record is from RefSeq and is a predicted model, not a curated record. Gene Ontology annotation, cellular component: extracellular region. The transcript has 5 exons. Gene Ontology annotation, molecular function: chemokine activity; CCR chemokine receptor binding.